This is a messenger RNA of Solenopsis invicta (red fire ant), 719 nucleotides long. RefSeq lists its product as uncharacterized. NCBI's taxonomy places the organism in Eukaryota, Metazoa, Arthropoda, Insecta, Hymenoptera, Formicidae. The record is from RefSeq and is a predicted model, not a curated record. The transcript has 2 exons. Bases 77 to 700 code for a protein of 207 amino acids.
GAGUAAAAUUUUGCUCGGAGAGGAUGUUUUGGAAUAUAGCUCUAGUGUAAUAAUAUAUUAAUUUUUUUAUGUUUAGAUGUCCUCUAAGUCAUAUGAACAAAAAUUUAGAGAUGCCUGGCUCAAAGACACAGAAUUAAAAGAUUGGCUUAUUUCAGUGCCUAGUACUGUAAGUAAUCAAGCUAAAUGCAAAAUAUGCCAUGCAUUGUUAAAUAAUCACUACAGUGAUCUCAAACGGCAUAACAAUUCAAAAAAACACAAAGUAAACGAAAAUAUUGUUUUUGGAAAAUCUCAAAAAAAACUUGUUUGCAAAAAUAUAGAAUCUAUAGAAGAGAAACACGCAGAAGUUAAAUUGGCACUUUAUGUAGCUUGUCACACAUCAAUAAAUGCGGUAGAUCAUCUAAACGAAGUAUGCAAGAUAGCAUUUCCUGGAAAUACAUCGAAUCUUCGUCUUCAUAGGAGCAAAUGCACCUGUAUUUUGAAUAAUGUGCUAGCACCAUAUUUUCAACAUAAUUUAAUUACGGAUAUUGGAUCUUCUACCUUUAGUUUAAUUAUCGACGAAUCUACAGAUAUUUCAACUCAAAAAUAUUUAGUGGUUGCAGUUCAUUAUUCAUCAUUACUAUUGGUAGUAUCGCUUUAUAUCUUCGUUGAAGAAGUUUAUAAAAAUCUAGUGCUUUCUGGUGUAUUGGAAGAGACAAUCUAGGGUACCAUUGCUUCAAAAA